GAUACCACCGUGGGACCUUUGCUUGGGGCACUGGUUGCUGGGCACCAGUUUCAGAGAAGAUGGUGGCCGCUGUGCUCACCUCAAGUAAACAUGUUCAACCUGAUGAGCAACUGCUGCACCUGGGUCUCCAAAAUACAGGAGCCAAUCAGAAAAGUGACCAUUCUGGUGGUCGGUCUUGACAAAGCAGGAAAAACAUCCUCCAUCAAAGGAAUGUUAAGAGUCCCCCAUAGUGUGGAAGCAGGACCCACCCAUGGCUGCGUCCGAAAUGAGCUGAGAGUGGAGAACUACCUGGUCUCCUUGUUGGAUGUGGGGGGAUCAGCAGAGUCGAGAGGAGCCUGGAGGGAGCUCGGUGGAGAGGCCCAUGGGAUCAUCUUUGUGGUGGACUCCAGUGACAGGCAGAGGAUAAAGGGGGUCAAGGAGGUUCUGGCUGACCUGCUGAGACAACCGAGAGUGGCGGGAAAACCCAUACUAGUGUUGGCUAACAAACAGGACAAAAUGAACGCUUUGCUGGGAAGUGAGCUGAUUGAGAUUCUGUCACUGGAGAAGCUUGUCAACCAGAGCCGCUCUCUGUGCCAUAUUGAGCCAUGUUCAGCCUUAAUGGACCUGCGACGCUGGUCGGACAGAAAGACUCUACGAGGCCUUCGCUGGUUGCUGCGUGCCGUUUGUCUGGAUUACCCCGAGCUGUGCACUCGUGUAGCCCAGGACAGAAAGAGGCCUCUGGAACCAACAGAGGGGGAAAAGACCUGGAAAACAGAGAAAGUUCGCAGAAAAACUAAGGUGGAACGAAUGCGAUCCAGCAAGUCAGAUCUUCGCCAGGUUCAUCAGCCAAAAGAAAAGGAGAAAAAGACAAAGGGUGAAGGAAAGCUGCAACCCAUACGAAACAUGCUGCAAAAGGAAAACACUCUGAAAAAGAAGCUGAAGACAAAGAGGAAGAAGAAGCCUGUUAAGGUCAAGUUAGGUGAAAAAGAUCAGGAAGAAACAAAUGAACAGGAGGAGGAAGAGGGUGAUGGUAAUGAAGGAGAGCAUGAAAACUCUGGUCUCAGAGAGAAAGCCAGCAGUUCCCUGAUCCCCCCGAAAAAAGACAAACCGCAACGCAAAACAAAGGUGAAAGAAGACAUUCCGGACGUGACAGAGUCACAGGACAAUGAGCAGAAGCCGCUCAAAGCUAAAGGGGAAAAGAAGAGGAAGAAGAAAGUUGUUAAAGUAAAAAGGAAGAACAAGAUCAACACAGAGGAGAUGUCUGGAGCUUACUCUCAACCCGUGGACCUGUCUGCAACCUUUGAUCUUUACCGGAAAGCAAUACUGGCUCUGAAGGAACGUCAGGAUCAGGCACAGAGAAAGUGAUUCCUGGUCGAGUCCUGCGACCUGAGUGUCAGGAUGUUGACACUUCAUCACACACAGAUUCUGUUAUGUCUCUUCAUCACUUUAUAUAGACUUUAGACCUGAUGCCUGAACUUUAGGAGUGAAACUACAAGUUCCAAUAUGUGGUGAAGGGCAGGUCUUCAUAGUCAUGUCUCAAUAGAAACAUUAAUAAUAUAAAUAGCAAUGUAUACAUUUAAAAACAUUUUUUUUCAAAAGGUUGAAAUUGUUUACCUGGCCAAAAUGUUACGGGAGGUUUUGUUUGUAUGGAUAUAUGUAUUUUCAUUGUAAGGGAAACAUGAUUUUUGAACUGUAUACCUUUUUUUUAUGGGUUUUGAACACUUCUAUAAAUGAUCAAAGCACUGGGCAGAGUAUGGGACA
Cottoperca gobio is the source of this 1740-nucleotide messenger RNA. RefSeq names its product ADP-ribosylation factor-like 13A (gene arl13a). The record is from RefSeq and is a predicted model, not a curated record. Gene Ontology annotation, biological process: receptor localization to non-motile cilium; non-motile cilium assembly. Gene Ontology annotation, cellular component: ciliary membrane; non-motile cilium. Gene Ontology annotation, molecular function: GTP binding; GTPase activity. NCBI's taxonomy places the organism in Eukaryota, Metazoa, Chordata, Actinopteri, Perciformes, Bovichtidae.